AUGGCGUCCGCUGGUGAUAUUCGAGACAUCAUGAACCUGGGCCAGGCUGGUCCUCGACAGCCUGCGCCCAAAAAGAAGAAGCGCGUUGAGCCACAACCCAGAUUACAAGGCGUGACCCGCGAAGUACAGGCGUUGAUGGGUGAUUCGGUUCCGCCGAUCGCAAUCGUCGAGCAGAAGUUGUACAAGUCAAAGCCUUCAGUAGCCCAGAAACUCUACAAGCCACGGCACUGGGAAGAGCGCCCGUUCGAAAAUGGAGGCAGGACCGACGGCUUAGUUCUACGACACUGGAAGCGAUCGAUUCCUCGCGCUGCGCGACCCCAAACCAUUAGCACGCCGACCGAUGUCGAAAUGACUGACGGAGUAAAAGAGCCGACAGAAUCUACUGGGCCGCAAUUCGAGGCUGAAUUUCCAACCGAGAAAUGGAACGUGCAGCCACCAAUAGCUACCUACAAUGACGACCAGUAUGAAGCUCACCUCAAAUCAGACGAGUGGACCAAGGAAGAGACAGACUACCUGAUAAGUCUCUGCCGUGACUUCGGUCUCCGAUGGAUCCUCAUUGGUGACCGAUAUGAUCCGCAGGAGAUAAAAGGAGAGGGUCAACACGCUACAAGAACGACUGAGGCACUAAAACACCGCUACUACACCAUUGCUGCGAAAAUGAUGGAAGUUAGCACCCCCCCGAACAACAUGACUGCCUCGGAGUUUCAGCUCUGGGAGAAGAUGCGCAACUUUGAUGCCAAAACCGAAACUAUGCGUAAAUCAAUGGCGGAGAAGCUUUUUGAGCGCACCAAGGAAGAGGCUGAAGAGGAGAAGCUUCUACUCGAGGAGCUGUACCGCAUCACUAAGAACGAGGAGGAUUUCAUUGCGCUUCGUAAAGAUCUGUAUUCACGUCUGGAAUCUGCGCCCGCCAUUCGACGCACAGAGCGGGGCGAGGAGCAGCCAACCGCCAUGUACCAGACGUCCCAGGGUCUGUCCAUGUUGCUGCAAUCGUUGCUAGCCAAGGAACGAAAGCUGAAGCGACCAACGAAUCCGAAUGAGGCAGCUCAUCCCAGUUCUGUUGACCAGCGCCGUUCCGGUCAGCCCAACCAAUACUCUCGUCGCGAAACAAUGGACUCUACCACCGACUCACCAGCUCCGUCAAAGAAGGCGUCAAUAUCACAACCCCAGGUCCGAACUCUCACCCCUGCCGAGGAGAUCAAGUUUGGCAUUACGCAUCCGACAGAACGCAUCACUAGUGGUGUGCAGUUCCGACAUGACAAGAUUAAUCAUCUUCUUAUGGCCAAGAGUCAAGUUCAGACAAGCAAAAUCCAGGCUGCUCUGACCGAGCUUGGCCUCGGACAUAGAGUGCUGAUGCCAACGGAAAGAGUAGUAAGGGAGUUCGAGCGCCUCAUCACAAAUGUGCACCUAUUACUCGACGCGAGAAAGACAAGUGAAAAGGUCGCGAACGAGAUCAAAGUUCUCGAAGAAGCGAGACGGAUACGCUUGGGUCAGCCAAAAGAAGGUGAGGAAGGUGGUGUGGGGCAGGAUGAAUCCAAAAAGCCUGAUGCUCAUGCUGCCACGGCCGCUCACGAAGCAACCGGCGCUGAGAAGGCCGAUGAGGAUGACGAUGCAGCGGGUGAAGACGACAUGGAUGAAUCGAGAGUUGAGACGGCAGCGGAUGAGAGCACUAUGCAGGUGGAUGACGCAGAUGGCGAUGACGAUGCGGAAGGAGAAGAAGACGACGAUGACGCAGUCGAGAAAUCUGCUGUUGCUGAAGAUGAAGACGACGAGGACAAUGAUCAGAGCUACGCUGACCUCAAUAAGGACGAUGAAGAAGAGGAAGAAGCCGAGGAUGACGAGGAAGAUGAAGGUCUCAAUGCUCUCGGCAAAGAUGACGACGAGGAGGAGGACGAUGCCGAGGCCGAUGACGAUCUUGGAGCGGAGGUGGAGAGCGAUGAAGAUGCUGCUGAAGCAGCGGAGAAUGAGUCCGACGCAGCGGACGAGGCGAAUGACAACGAGGACGAGGAGGAAGAAGAAAACGAUGAGGAGGAUCAAGCAACUCCAGCUGCGCAGCCAACGCCAUCAGAAGCUGAGGCGGAGGCUGAGGCGGAUGAGAAAGGCGGAAGCGUGGCCGAGCCAAGUCGUCCUUCUUCGAGUCAUUCGUUAGCGCUCAAGUCGCACAAACGCAGCGCCAGUGUCAUCAGUGAUGCCAGCCGAACAGGCAGCAAUCGCAGUGGAAUGGGGCGCAAGAAGCGGAGGUGA
This is a messenger RNA of Cyphellophora europaea CBS 101466, 2241 nucleotides long. RefSeq lists its product as uncharacterized. The record is from RefSeq and is a predicted model, not a curated record. The coding region runs from base 1 to 2241 and encodes 746 amino acids. Gene Ontology annotation, molecular function: transcription corepressor activity. Gene Ontology annotation, cellular component: Swr1 complex; NuA4 histone acetyltransferase complex. The transcript has a single exon. Gene Ontology annotation, biological process: negative regulation of transcription by RNA polymerase II; chromatin remodeling; DNA repair. Lineage: Eukaryota; Fungi; Ascomycota; Eurotiomycetes; Chaetothyriales; Cyphellophoraceae.